Dromiciops gliroides (monito del monte) is the source of this 2350-nucleotide messenger RNA. It is a transcript of the gene SEPTIN5, whose product is annotated as septin 5. Bases 150 to 1262 code for a protein of 370 amino acids. Lineage: Eukaryota; Metazoa; Chordata; Mammalia; Microbiotheria; Microbiotheriidae. Gene Ontology annotation, molecular function: GTP binding; molecular adaptor activity; GTPase activity. The transcript is spliced from 12 exons. Gene Ontology annotation, biological process: regulation of exocytosis; cytoskeleton-dependent cytokinesis. The record is from RefSeq and is a predicted model, not a curated record. Gene Ontology annotation, cellular component: septin ring; microtubule cytoskeleton; septin complex.
CUGGCUCUCUCUCGGCUGCCGCCCAGCUCCGCGCUCCCUCCGUCUGUCUGGCUCUGCAGCCGCCGCCACCGUCGCCGCCGCCGCCGCUGCCCUUCGGUCCCCUCUAGUCCCGGCUCGGCCCGGGGCCCCCUCCCCUCCCCGCCGCCGCCAUGAGCACCAGCCUCCGCUACAAGAGCAAGCUGGUGAACCCAGUGGAGGAGAAGCAGGACCACGACAAGCAGUAUGUGGGCUUUGCCACGCUUCCCAACCAGGUCCAUCGCAAGUCGGUAAAGAAGGGAUUUGACUUCACGCUCAUGGUCGCCGGGGAGUCAGGCCUGGGGAAGUCCACCCUGGUGAACAGCCUCUUCCUGACUGACCUCUACAAGGACCGAAAGCUGCUCAAUGCGGAGGAGAGAAUCAACCAGACAGUGGAGAUCUUGAAGCACACAGUAGACAUCGAGGAGAAGGGUGUGAAGCUAAAGCUGACUAUUGUGGACACACCGGGCUUUGGGGAUGCCGUUAACAACACCCAGUGCUGGAAACCCAUCACAGACUAUGUCGACCAACAGUUUGAGCAGUACUUCCGAGAUGAGAGUGGCCUCAAUCGCAAGAACAUUCAGGACAACCGAGUCCACUGUUGCCUCUACUUCAUUUCUCCCUUCGGGCAUGGGCUGCGGCCGGUGGACGUGGAAUUCAUGAAGGCCCUUCAUGAAAAAGUGAAUAUCGUCCCCCUUAUCGCCAAGGCUGAUUGCCUCGUCCCAGGAGAGAUCCGAAAGCUGAAGGAGCGGAUCCGGGAGGAGAUUGACAAGUUUGGGAUCAAGGUGUAUCAGUUCCCAGAGUGUGACUCGGAUGAGGACGAGGAGUUCAAGCAGCAGGACCGAGAGUUAAAAGAGAGUGCGCCCUUCGCUGUCAUAGGCAGCAAUACUGUGGUGGAGGCCAAGGGCCAGCGAGUCCGGGGGAGGCUCUAUCCCUGGGGCAUCGUAGAAGUGGAGAACCAGGCACACUGCGAUUUUGUGAAGCUUCGGAACAUGCUGAUCCGGACACACAUGCACGACCUGAAGGAUGUGACCUGUGACGUGCACUAUGAGAAUUACCGGGCCCACUGCAUCCAGCAGAUGACCAGCAAACUAACCCAGGACAACCGAAUUGAGAGCCCCAUCCCCAUUCUGCCUGUGCCCACCCCAGACACAGAGACAGAGAAGCUGAUUAAGAUGAAGGAUGAAGAGCUAAGGCGGAUGCAGGAGAUGCUACAGAAGAUGAAACAGCAAAUGCAGGAUCAGUGAUGCUGGGGCUGACUCAGGGCCCCCACCCCAAGAAACUUCUCCUCCAACUCCCUCCACCGGGGGAGGAGGCCAGGCCCCCCUGCUGUCUAGGGGUUCUCCCAUGAGGGAGCCCCCUAGCCAGCCCCUAAUUUAUUCUCAGCCUGUGCCGGCCGGCCCAGAAUAGGGUCAGGCACCCCCUGUGUGACUCAGGCCUCCUGGGCUAGGCACCGCCCCCUCUGAGGCUGCGCUGGCAAGGAACAGGACAGGGGCUGGGGAACUAGCCUCCCUCCCCCGGCCCCUCUCCCAUCUCAGGGUCUGAGGCCUCGCCAGCCAUGCCUCGGACCUAGACCCAACUCCACGUGCCUCCCCUGCCUCUUGAGGACCAAGGCCCGCUCCGGGGCCAGAGGAAGUCUUGCCUCGACUCCCUAUCUCCCGGGACCGAGGCUCCCUGCAGCCUUGGGGCAGAGAGUGGCCAGGCUCUCACCCCCUCCCCCAUUUCCUUUCUCCCCUUUUUCCUCCUAGGCCCCCCCUUCUCCCCCCUGCUGGGAAGGGGGGGGAACUAUGGUGCAGGCAGAUAAGGGCUAUGUGGUUCCCCCUGUCCCCUCCCUGACCUAGCCAGCCCUGCCUAUUUGGGGAGGGGAAGGGCCAGAAGACAGAGAGGAUCAUGGGAAUUAUUGUCAGGAGAGACCUCCGGGACCUUCUGGCCUAUGCCCCCCACGUACAAAUGAGGUGUCACAGUGCCCAGAGCGCUGGGUCUGGAGUCAGCCAGACCUGAGUUCAAAUGCUGAUGCAGAAACGUAUUAUUUGGGUGACCCCAGCUAAGUCCCUUACCCUUGUUCUGCCUCAGUUUCCUUGUCUGUAAAAUGGGGCUAGCAAUAGCACCCACCUCCUGGUGUUGUUGGGAGGAUCACAGAAGAAAUAUUUAUAAACCUAAAAGCACGAUUGCAGACAGGGAAACUGAGGCUCAGAGACCCAGGGGCCCAGCGGUGGCAGGUACAAAAAUCAGGAUCUGAACCCAGGUCAUCUUACUCCCUAUCCAGAGUCCUCCUUCCAUGGACCCGUCCCUGCCCCUCCUGUCAGCAUACAGACACACUCACACUCACACACAC